AUGGAUGAUUAUAGUAAACGAUGCGGUAUAACAUCGUUGAUGGGACCGAAACGUUUUCGUCCACCGGCAUUAACAAUCGAAGACCUACCCAAUGAUCUCGAUGCUAUACUUAUUUCACAUAAUCAUUUUGAUCAUCUCGAUUAUCUUAGUGUAAAACGUUUAAAUGACCGUUAUGGUGAACGACUAACUUGGUUCUGUGGUCGAGGUACUCGACAAUGGUUUCUCGUUCAUGGUGUAAAAAAUGUUGUUGAACUCGACUGGUGGGAAGAGUAUCAUUUUUCAAAAAAAGCAGUGAAUAUUGCUUUUUGUCCAGCUCAACAUUGGAGUCGUCGUACUGCAUUCGAUAUGAACAAGGCUUUGUGGGGUGGUUAUGCUGUUUGGGAUCAUACACACAAAUUUUACGUUGCUGGAGAUACAGGUUAUACGCAUAACAUUUCAAUUUUUCGACAAAUUGGCAAAAAAUAUGGUCCGUUCGAUUUAAGUGCUAUACCGAUUGGUGCUUAUGAACCACGAUGGAUGAUGGAAGCUCAACAUGUGUCACCAGAUGAAGCGGUUCAAAUACAUAUUGAUGUUCAAUCAAAAAAAUCGAUCGGUAUUCAUUGGGGCACAUGGGCAUUGGCUAAUGAAUAUUUUAUGGAACCCCCUGAGAAACUUUCUCAAGCAGUUGAAAACAAUCAGCUCGAUCCGUCAUCAUUUAUUGUAGUUAAACAUGGCGAAAUUUUUGAUUUAUCCUAA
Molecule: messenger RNA, 735 nt
Organism: Rotaria sp. Silwood1
Lineage: Eukaryota; Metazoa; Rotifera; Eurotatoria; Philodinida; Philodinidae
Source: the annotation of a GenBank genome assembly